CAUCCCCGGCGUGUUAUCCUAUGUGUCCAUCCCCGGCGUGUUAUCCUAUGUGUCUUAUCCAAAUGUCUCCUUUUUGGCCCUUCUAAGCCUGAUGGCAAUACCAGUAAACCCCCCGGCGUGUUAUCCUAUGUGUCCAUCCCCGGCGUGUUAUCCUAUGUGUCCAUCCCCGGCGUGUUAUCCUAUGUGUCCAUCCCCGGCAUGUUCUCCUAUGUGUCCAUCCCCGGCGUGUUAUCCUAUGUGUCCAUCCCCGGCGUGUUAUCCUAUGUGUCUUAUCCAAAUGUCUCCUUUUUGGCCCUUCUAAGCCUG
This is a messenger RNA of Staurois parvus, 306 nucleotides long. NCBI's taxonomy places the organism in Eukaryota, Metazoa, Chordata, Amphibia, Anura, Ranidae. The record is from the annotation of a GenBank genome assembly.